This is a messenger RNA of Malania oleifera, 2001 nucleotides long. RefSeq lists its product as uncharacterized. The record is from RefSeq and is a predicted model, not a curated record. The coding region runs from base 225 to 1760 and encodes 511 amino acids. Gene Ontology annotation, molecular function: acetylglucosaminyltransferase activity. The transcript has 4 exons. Lineage: Eukaryota; Viridiplantae; Streptophyta; Magnoliopsida; Santalales; Ximeniaceae.
AUGCUUCCUUUCUCCUUUUUCGCACCCAAAAAUAUAAAAAACUGAAUCUCUUGUGCUCCCAUAUCGAUCAAACUCAACAAACAUUCAAAUAAAACCGUGAUUCAUUUUCCAGCCAGAACACACUGGCUGAUCCGCCACAACUCCUUAACCAUCUCUGUUUCUGUUUCAGGCUUCAACCAUUGCCGCUUUCUAUAAAUUUUAUCGCAUUUCAUUUUCUCGGGAAAAUGAAGAGCAUGCUCCAAUCGCGAGAAGUCAUUCACGACCCUUUCAAAAUCUGGAAGUCCUUAAGUCUAUCGACGAUUAAAGCCAGGAAACACCUCAAUUUCGCCAUGAGACUCGCACUCGCAUUGUCAAUCCUCGCUUCCAUAUCUCUCGUCACCUACAUCGCCUUCUGGAACCAAUCACGGCUACCCCGCUACCCCAGUUACGCCGGAGAUUGCAAAUACUCCGCCGCCCGGAGAAUCACCCAGAAGGAACAUUUCGCCGGCGACGGAGACCGCGAAAGGACCAACAUCUCCCACAUAGUGUUCGGCAUCGGUGGGUCGGCGAAGACGUGGCACAAGCGCCGGCAUUACUGCGAGGUUUGGUGGAAGCCCAACGUCACCCGAGGGUGCGUCUGGCUGGACAAGAGGCCGCCGGCGGAGGAGCCGUGGCCGGUGACCUCGCCGCCGUACCGGAUCUCCGGCGACACGGCGAACUUUAAGUACACGAGCUGGUACGGGUCGCGGUCGGCGGUGAGGAUCGCGAGGAUCCUAAAGGAGACGUUCGAACUCGGGUUCGAGAACGCGAGGUGGUUCGUGAUGGGAGACGACGACACGGUUUUCUUCACUGAGAACUUGGUCUCGGUGCUGGCGAAGUACGAUCACAAUCAGAUGUACUACAUCGGUGGGAACUCGGAGAGCGUGGAGCAGGACGUGGUGCACUCGUACGGCAUGGCGUACGGCGGCGGAGGGUUCGCCGUCAGCUACCCGCUCGCGGCGGAGCUGGUUAACAUUUUGGACGGGUGCAUUGACCGAUACGCAUCGUUCUACGGCUCUGAUCAGAAGGUGCAAGCUUGCGUGGAUGAGAUCGGCGUGCCCCUCACGAAGGAGCUUGGCUUUCAUCAGUUUGACAUACAAGGAGACCCAUACGGAAUACUAGCAACACACCCGAUGACGCCCUUGGUGUCGCUCCACCACCUUGAUUAUGUGAGACCAUUGUUUUGGGGUUCGAAUCGGGUAGAGUCACUUAAGAAGUUGGUGAAGACAUAUGAGUUGGAUCCGGGUCGAAUUCUACAACGGAGCUUUUGUUAUGAUUUUAAUCGUAAUUGGACGAUCUACGUGGCUUGGGGCUACACCGUACAAUUGUAUCCAUCAUUGAUUACAGCGAAGAUGCUGGAGACACCCCUUCAAACAUUUCUAACAUGGAAGGGAAACAUGAAGCCUUUCACGUUUAACACUCGAUCUUUAAGCCCUGACUCUUGUAAGAGGCCGCUGCUGUACUUCUUUGACGAAGUGGAGAGGGAUGAGAUAGGUCAGGUCGUAACCACUUACAAUCGGUUUGGAGGAGGUCUUUUAAGGGAUUGUUUCCGAGAUGACUAUCGCGAGGCGUUAGAUAUCGAUUCAUUUAGUAUUUCUGCCCCGAAGUUGGAGCCUGAUUUUUGGAAAAAGGCUCCACGUCGACAAUGCUGCGAGAUCGUGGACGGUGGAGAUGAUGCGGACAGCGUGGUACAGGUGAAGAUCCGAGGGUGCAGACGCAGGGAAAGCCUAACACCUCCUUAAAAUAGAUAGAACUGAGUCAACAUUCCAACUCGGGAUGACACGGUCAUCCCUCCGUGCCCUGGUCGUUUUGCUGUGUUCCACCUACGAGGUGCUUGUACUUCGAUAUUGAAGAGAUGACGAUGACCAUAUUAAAGAUUAAUUUUAGGCUACUCUAUUUAGCAUUGCAUCGAUCAUUUUGUAAAUAUGACAAUUUUGUAUGCCGCAAGUAUGAAAGAAAUAUAUAGUUCUUUUAAAAUCUAAA